This is a messenger RNA of Candida tropicalis MYA-3404, 1032 nucleotides long. RefSeq names its product dolichyl-diphosphooligosaccharide--protein glycotransferase. The transcript has a single exon. The record is from RefSeq and is a predicted model, not a curated record. Bases 1 to 1032 code for a protein of 343 amino acids. Gene Ontology annotation, cellular component: oligosaccharyltransferase complex. Lineage: Eukaryota; Fungi; Ascomycota; Pichiomycetes; Serinales; Debaryomycetaceae.
AUGAAAUACUCAAUUCUAAUUUUCAUUAUCUCCUUAUGGUCAUCAUUGGUAUUUGGAGGAUUAACCAAUCAAGAAUUAUUAUCUAUUGUUAAAAACAACAAGCAAAAAUUGAUUCCUUUAAAUGAUCAAAAUUUUGAAACAAUUUUAAAUGGUAAAAGAGAUUAUCAUAUUGUUGCGUUAUUAACUAGUGAAUCGCCAAAUAUUAAUUGUGUAUUAUGUCGUGAAAUUGGACCAGAGUUGAGUAUUAUUGCCAAUUCUUGGUUUAAAGAUCAUCCAAAUGGUUUAACUGAACAAGAAUUAAUGGUUGAAGAUGAAGAUGGUGAAGAACAACCAUUACUUAAAAACAUUUACUUUUUCAAAUCGGAAUUUCUUGAAUCAAAGAAAUUGUUUUCUAUUUUGAAAUUACAAAAUAUUCCUAAAUUGUUUUAUUUCCCUCCAACUGAAGCUUUGGGUCCAAAUAAUUACUUGACUGAAAAAGUUGAAUAUCAAUUCUUCCAAGGUGAUCAUAAAGAUUUAAUGAAGAAUUGGUUUAGUGGUUUAACUAGUCAUAAAUUCAAUUUAUAUAUUCCAGUCAACAAAACCAAACUUGUGCUUAAUGCUGUUGGUGCGUUUGCUGUUGUUCUUUUGGCUAAGAUAUUCUCCAAACAAAUUAUACAUUUUGUUACUUCCAAACUUAUUUGGUGUGCGGGAUCCUUGGUUGCGGUAUUGUUGUUUACUACUGGUUACAUGUUUAAUCAAAUUAGAGGUGUUCCAUAUCUUAAUGAACAUCGUGAUGGCAGAGUUGAAUAUUUUGCACCAGGACAACAAGCCCAAUUUGGAGUUGAAACUCAAAUCAUGUCAUUUGUCUAUGGUUUAUUGAGUAUUUUGGUUAUUGUUUUGAUUAAACGCGUUCCAGAAGUUAAAACUGGAAGCGUAAACUUGGUAUUGGUUAUCAUUAUCAGUACAUUUAUCUUUAUCAUGUUCAGUUUGCUUUUGUCCAUAUUUGGUGGUAAAGCCCAAGGUUUCCCAUAUAGAUUUAUACACAUUUUCUAA